UACCUCACAAUGCCAUACUUGGCCUCAGAUCAAAUUUACUUGUCUGUCAUGGCAAUGCUCUGCCGCACCCAUCGCUAUACUUGCUAUGGCUUCACCCACCGCCCAGAGAGCCGCGAUGUUGUCUUCCUCUCAUCGUCGCGCGUUCACGAUCACGAUCACGUCUAGACAUACCACCACCAACCAUGGAGGACCCGGAACGUUCUGAAGUAUCCUUGGCCAUUGACUAUGUCGACGCAGACGCAGGAAUGGUCGACGCAGAUGCAGAUGCAGACCCCACUCCUGAGACAGGACCGACUGCUGUAUCGUCAAUUCCCGAUCUGAGCGCGAUUGACAGAGGCCAGCUGCGCAGACUGCCUGAGUCGGAGGUGAGAUUGAUUGAGCAACACGGUCAGCUCUACAGCGACAUCUUCCGUAAGCUGCAGCUCAAACCCGGGAAAUAUUUCGAUUUUUGGAACGGCGUCCUUCGCGUCCUCCGCAGCAACCACCUCGACGAAAUCCAACGAGGCACAGCCAGUGUUUACAAGCAAUUCAGCAACCGCCUUCUGAGGGGUUACGGAACCAUCGUCUGGGUGUCCCAAGUAGACGAGUGGCUCAUCGAUGCAGCCGACCUUGACGAGGGUGAGGAUCGAUUGACGUACAGAAAACCACGCGCAACAAGACCAGCAAGCGACGUCUCUGAGAACGAUAGGUUCUUCACCAUCCUGCAACCUCUUUGGGUCCGGAUGCGCAACGUUCUAUUCACUCCACGAACUCAAUCUACUCCUCGCGGUCGUCGUCGCGUCGGACGGCCAAGAAACCUUAGCACAGUCAAAGACGACGAGGCAGAAUAUCAAGACCUCUCCGACUCUCAAACUCCUUCUUCCCCACCAGCAUCCUCCCUUGACCGCGCACGCGCAAGAUCACAACAAAAGAUCACAAACCUGCAAGCCAGGAUGGCCGAAGUCACCCCAACCGACCAGAAAAUGACCUAUGCAGAGACCGAACGUGGCCUUGUCGACCUCAUUGUCGCCCUGUCCAAGCUCAGAGCACGAAGCGACCCACACAUCUUUGAGAGUCUCUGGCAAGAGAAGAUCAUGCGCAUCGACGAAGUCGAGGACGAAGUUCCAGAAGAAGACUCAACCGUCACCGACAAUGCUGUUGUUGCACAAGGAAUGAUCCCCAUCAACGAGCCAACAACCACCUCCACCUCCAUGUCCAACGAGCCAUUCAACAGCCGCGGCAUCCCGAUCAAGGAUCCAAACUCGAUCAUCCCACCCACCCUUCCAUCGGUCAUGUCAAUCUGGAUCAGUACCGCGUACAUGCCCAGCAUCACUCUCUCCGACGACGGCUUGCCAAACCACGUCCACGUCUUCGCCCCCGAAGCCAAAGCCUACCACUGGGUCGACGCGCCUGUCGAGAAUCUGGACAUGAGCCGCUUCAUCGAGGGGGUCAAUUACCGCGUCACCACUCCUGCUUCAAAGGUCCUCGGCUACGUCUUGAGUUACGGAUGGAAUGACAUCUGCCGCUUCAUCUCAACCGGCCGCUUCGAAGCCCACGAACAAACCAAGCACCUCGGCUGCAGCGAGCAUGUUCAGGACCAGGGAAAAGGCAAAGAGAAGGCGGCUGUUGAUGAGGGUUCCAAGGCGAAACUCAAGGGUCCUGAUGUCGACUUCCCUGCCCAUCAAUGGCGUGUGAUUGGUGUGGGAUGGCCAGACUUUCAGGAGGAUCUUCUGUGUGCCGCUCGCUUGGGAGUCAAGGUCUGGAGAAUGAAGGUGUGCGUGGUCACUCUGCCAUAGAGCUACCCAGCAUGAGUUUCUCUCUGGCCCUGUAUGGAUCAGCAUGAGGAUGCCUGAUGAUCGAAAGAAGGAUCAAAUUCCGCCUGAGGAAUCGACCACGCCCAAUACUGGCCAUGGUUUAGAGGUGUCUUGCACGCCCUGUUAUUCAAAGAGGUGUCUGCAGCGGACCGAGACAUAACAUGAAAGCCUUUCCAACCCUGCGUGGCAGCGGCUGAGU
This is a messenger RNA of Exophiala xenobiotica, 1992 nucleotides long. RefSeq lists its product as uncharacterized. The record is from RefSeq and is a predicted model, not a curated record. The transcript has 3 exons. Bases 183 to 1775 code for a protein of 530 amino acids. Lineage: Eukaryota; Fungi; Ascomycota; Eurotiomycetes; Chaetothyriales; Herpotrichiellaceae.